Messenger RNA from Kalmanozyma brasiliensis GHG001, 342 nucleotides. Its product is annotated as Ribonucleoprotein LSM domain protein. The transcript is spliced from 3 exons. NCBI's taxonomy places the organism in Eukaryota, Fungi, Basidiomycota, Ustilaginomycetes, Ustilaginales. Gene Ontology annotation, molecular function: RNA binding. Gene Ontology annotation, biological process: mRNA splicing, via spliceosome; P-body assembly. Gene Ontology annotation, cellular component: U4/U6 x U5 tri-snRNP complex; catalytic step 2 spliceosome; Lsm1-7-Pat1 complex. The coding region runs from base 1 to 342 and encodes 113 amino acids. The record is from RefSeq and is a predicted model, not a curated record.
AUGGCCGAAGUGGAACGAACAUCGUCCGCAGCUGCAGGGGUAGCAACAAGCACAGGGCCGGCGCCCCUCGGCUCGGUCGCGGAACCAUUCGAUCUCAUCAGGCUGUCCAUCUCAGAGCGCGUCUAUGUCAAGCUACGAGGCGAUCGUGAGCUGCGAGGAACUCUGCAUGCUUACGACGGACACAUGAACCUGAUCCUAGGGGAUGUGGAGGAGACCAUCUAUGUGGUUGAUAUCAACGACGAGACUGGGGCCGAGACUGUUCGUGUGGUCAAACGUCAAAGCGAGAUGCUCUUUGUGCGCGGUGACAGCGUCAUCCUCGUCUCGCCCCCUUCGAGCACGUGA